Molecule: messenger RNA, 1978 nt
Organism: Prosopis cineraria
Lineage: Eukaryota; Viridiplantae; Streptophyta; Magnoliopsida; Fabales; Fabaceae
Product: putative ubiquitin-conjugating enzyme E2 38
Exons: 6
Coding region: 306-1688 (460 amino acids)
Molecular function (GO): ubiquitin conjugating enzyme activity
Source: RefSeq, a predicted model, not a curated record
UUUUCAGACUUGGCUUCUCUCUAUUUUCCGCUUUCUUCAUUUUCUCUUUACUUGUUGGCCAAAAAAAAUAAGAACUCUUUACUUUCUAUGUUAAACAUUGGAUUUAUUUUUAAAUGAUUGUAAUUAAUGUUUCAUAAAAUUAAUUAAUUGGCAAUUUCUCUUUCCCCGCGUCUCAUGCUCGACUCGAUCACUAUAAUUCCCAAACCAACCCCUCCUCAGUCCUCUCUCUUAUUGGGAGGAGAGAACGACUUUUUCCUCUCCGUACUCGCUCUCUGGUCUCGUGUUUGGGUUUUUAUCGACUGCUCAUGGAUCUUGAGGUGGCUGAUUGCGUCCCUGAAAAUCCUGUAAAUUCAGGGACGGCGAAGAGACGCAAACAUGAAGAGGAUGCUUCUAUAAGCGAUCAUGGAAAUUCUGUGACUGUGGGAGAAUCAUCGGGAAGUGGUGAUAUUUCCAAGAGUUCCAUGUCCUCAAAUAAUGUUAAUAGUCCCAAUUCUGAUUUUUCUUAUCAGGAUGAAAAUGAUGGAAUGAAUGAUGAUGAUGAUGAUGUUGAUGCUGAUGAUGAUGUGGAUGAGGAUAAUACCUAUGAUUUUUACGACAACAAUGACUUUACAUAUGAAGAUGAUUACACAAGUAUGCAGGAUCAGUUUGACAGUGUGGAUUUACCUCCCGGGGUAGAGGCAUCACUGCCAUGGUUGAAGGAUUUUGAUUCAAAUGUAUCCAAGCACGACAUUGCUAUGGGCAACACAGAGUCCAGUUCUAAGGGUAAAAGAAAAGAAACUGAAGAUGCCAUCAUUCAAAAGUCCCAACAAUUUAAGCAAUUUGAUACUGUUGAUUCUUUUCAGGAUCAUUUCUUUGAUAAAGAAGGCUCUUCAGAGCACCAGCAAUCAAAGAAUUGGGCAAAAAAAAUCCAGGAGGAGUGGAAAAUUUUGGAGGAAAACUUGCCAGAAACUAUUUUUGUGCGAGUUUGUGAAUCGAGGAUGGAGCUUCUAAGGGCUGUCAUUAUUGGACCUUCUGGCACCCCGUACCAUGAUGGCCUUUUCUUUUUCGAUUGCCUCUUUCCUUUAUCUUACCCUGCAGAUCCACCUAAGGUGCAGUACUACUCAGGUGGCCUAAGGAUAAAUCCAAAUUUAUAUGAGUGCGGAAAAGUCUGCCUCAGUCUUUUGGGCACUUGGCGUGGUAAGAGUAGUGAAAACUGGAUACCAGACAAAUCAACCAUGCUUCAAGUUCUGGUUUCUAUACAAGCUCUGAUUCUGAAUGAGAAGCCCUUCUUUAAUGAGCCCGGUUAUUCAUCAGCCUUUGUUGGUUCAGUGGGGGAGAGAAAAUCCAAGGAGUACAACGAGAAUACAUUCAUCUUGUCCUUGAAGACAAUGAUGUAUACACUGCGAAAACCUCCAGAGCACUUUGAGGGGUUCGUCGCUGGGCACUUUCAAAACCGAGCCACUAACAUACUGUCGGCAUGUAAAUCAUAUGUGGAUGGCAAUGCAGUCGGCUCAGUUGCACAUAAUUUAGAUCAAAGUAGAAAAAGUACGACAGAUAACAGCAAAAGUGAAUUUCAGUCAGCUGUGAGUAGGAUGAUGAACACCCUUAUUGCAUUUUUCACAAGAAAUGGCUCUACAGACUGUGAGGAGUUUCGAAUUCCUGAGAUCUAUGAUUCAACAUCUCAGGGUCUGGCAAAUCUAGAUACUUAACAGCAGCAAAAGCACAGCAGAAUCAACAAAACUUGUUGUAAAGUUUCUGGAUAUUUCUGUUGGGAAUGAGGUUUCGGGGGUCUCCUUGCGUUCCUGCUUUUUGUGGCAGAUUUGAUGAACCAAGAAACUAGUCUUAUUAAUGUAACACCUAGUUAAAAAAAUUGACGUGUUAGCAUGGUUUCUGAAAAUAUCCUUCGGACUUUGAAGGAUGGUUUCCGGAUAUUUUCUCUAUGUAAAGAUCUGACAGUUUAUUAUCUUAGCAAACAAAGGUAAUCAAUUGAUAUCAAUCA